Monodelphis domestica (gray short-tailed opossum) is the source of this 7565-nucleotide messenger RNA. NCBI's taxonomy places the organism in Eukaryota, Metazoa, Chordata, Mammalia, Didelphimorphia, Didelphidae. The record is from RefSeq and is a predicted model, not a curated record.
GGAAAGGGGUUAAACUCUGCCUCCAGCUUCCCUUUCCUACUCCAGCUCCUCCGGUUCCCACAGGCUCCUCGCUCUUGCUGCUUGUGCUCUGGGAGUGUCCUGGGAAUCGCGGAGCAGUUUGCUCCUUUGGGGGGCACCACGAGAACUCUGGGAGGGGGAUAGGCAGUGGUAGCGUCCCCAGAUGAAGGAAGCCAUGGGGCUCCUGCCCUUGGCUGCCUUUCUCUUGUGCCUCCUGGAAGAGAGCAUCUGCACUACUCGGAGGUACUACAUCGGGGCUGUCGAGCUGUACUGGGACUACAGGAAGAGCGAGCCGCUCGCCACUCUCAGCCUGGACCCGGGACUUUCUCGAAGAGGCUCAGAGGCUUUGGGGGCCAGUGGGUCCCCCGUGUAUAAAAAGGCCGUGUUUGCAGAGUACACCGAUGGCCUCUUUCGUCAAGCCAAGCCCAGAGCUCCGUGGAUGGGUCUCCUGGGUCCUACCAUUCGGGCAGAGGUCCAUGACACAGUGCUCAUUACUCUGAAGAACAUGGCUUCCCACCCAGUUAGCCUCCAUGCCAUUGGGGUAUCCUAUUGGAAGGCCUCAGAGGGGGCCAGGUACAAUGACCAGACCACUCGCGCAGAGAAGGAAGAUGAUAAAGUAGCCCCAGGUGCUAGUUACACAUAUGUCUGGCGGGUCCUGAAGGAAAACAGCCCCAUGGACCAUGACCCACCAUGCCUCACCUAUGCCUAUCUCUCCCAUGUGGACACCGUGAAGGACCUGAACACGGGCUUGAUUGGGGCUCUGCUGAUCUGUAAAGAAGGAAGUCUGGACAGAGACGGGGCACAGCACUUACAGGAGUUUGUGCUGCUCUUUGCUGUCUUCGAUGAAGGGGAAACCUGGCAUUCCGAGGCAGCCGGCCCCAAGACACAGACUCAGGCAUAUGGGGCCAAGAAACCAUCCCCCAAAGUGCAUACGAUCAAUGGCUACACGAAUGGGUCUUUGCCAGAUCUGGUGGUGUGUCACAGGAAGCUGAUCCAUUGGCACGUGAUCGGGAUGGGCACCACUCCUGAAGUCCACUCAAUUUUCCUGGAAAGCCACACAUUCCUCGUGAGGAAUCACCGCCUCACCUCCCUGGAGAUCUCCCCGGCCACCUUCCUCACUGCUCAGACGCUGCCGAUGGACACCGGCCACUUCCUAAUGUUUUGCCAGAUCCCGUCUCACCAACAUGGACACGCUCUCAGGCCUUCUGCUAAGAGAGCCUUGUCUCCUCGUACCCAAGAUGGCAUGGAGGCCUCUGUCCACGUGGAAGCCUGUCCGGAGGAGCCCCAGGUUCGGAUGCACAAGGAUCCCGAGGCUUACUACGAUGACUAUGAGGAAGACACUCAGGUGUUCCUGAUGGCUGGCGGCGGCGGUGGCGGGGGCACGUCUUCCUUCCUACAAGCCCGCUCAGUGGCCAAGAAGCACCCCAAAGCAUGGUUUCAUUACAUUGCAGUGCAAGAGGUCGACUGGGACUAUGCACCCGCAGCCCUUGCUGACCCCUCAGCCGGAGGUUCUAAAAACCGUUAUCUGAACGGCCACCUGCAGGGGCUUGGCAGGAAAUACAAGAAAGCCCGCUAUGUGGCCUACACAGAUGAAACCUUCAAGACUCCUCAGUCUAGUCAGCAUGAAUCGGGCAUCUUGGGACCUUUGCUUUAUGGAGAAGUUGGUGACACACUCUUGAUCGUAUUCAAAAACUUAGCCAGCAGACCAUACAAUAUUUACCCUCAUGGCCUCACCAGCGUCAGUCCUCUGCAUUCGGGGCGGCUGCCUAAAGGUGUGAAAGACAUCAAGCACGUGCCCAUCCUGCCGGGCGAGACGUUCAAGUAUAAAUGGGACGUGACUUUGGAGGAGGGACCGACCCAAGCAGACCCGCCGUGCCUGACAAGGUACUACUACAGCUCCGUCGAUGCCCAACGAGACCUGGCUUCAGGCCUCAUUGGGCCCCUCCUCAUAUGCCGCAAAGAAACUGUGGAUCAAAGAGGGAAUCAGAUGAUGUCGGACAAGAGGAACGUGCUCCUCUUUUCCGUCUUUGAUGAGAACCGCAGCUGGUACUUGCCAGAGAACAUGCAGCGGCUCAGCUUGGACGCAGCUGAAGUGCACCCCCAGGAUUCUGAGUUCUACACCUCCAAUGUCAUGCACAGUAUCAAUGGCUACGUGUUCAACAGCUUACAGCUGGCCGCCUGUUUGCACGAGGUAACCUACUGGCACAUACUCAGUGUUGGGGCGCAGACCGACUUCCUGUCUGUCUUCUUCUCUGGCUACACCUUCAAGCACAAGAUGGUCUUUGAGGACACGCUCACCCUCUUCCCAUUUUCUGGGGAGACUGUCUACAUGACCAUGGAUAACCCCGGUACCUGGAUGCUAGGCUGCCACAACCCUGAGUUUAGAAACAGAGGCAUGACAGCCUUGCUGAAGGUGGCCACGUGCCCCCUGAACACUGACUAUUCUCUGGAGUACUACGAUGAGCCACCGGCUGAUUUGUUGAGGAAAGACAGCUUCCUGGAGCCCAGAAGCUUCCGGAGCACUGGGCAUCAGCCCCCAUGCUCCAGCAAGCUGCCCUCCCCAAGCACCGCAACAGCUCAGACUGACCCCGUGGAAGUCUAUUCCCAGCACCAGGACGACAGCCAGGUGCUCAAGGCACAAAACCCGAUGUCUGGGCAUAUUCCAGGGCUUCCCGAGCACUGCUUGGCCGACCCAGGCAAUCUGUUCCAAUCAGCUCCAGAAGAUACAACCUAUGAGCCUCUUCCUGUGGACUCUCGCCCUGGGCCAGGAGAGCAAGGUGACCAGGGCCUAGGCAGGUCGCAAAAGCUCAGGCAGCCAACUGAUUCCCUUGCUUUAAAUCAAACGUUCCAGCACCCUAGGACUGGGCCAUGGGUUCCACUACUACAGCCUGGCCUCCGACCCCAAAGCAGGAACCCCUCCUGGGGACAUCUGCAGGCACCAAUCAGAGUAGCCAUGAGGAAGGAUGCCGAGCUUCCAGGGUCCUCGGAGAGCGUUACUUUUUCUCCAGACGUUUCAUCUUCUAACGUAGUGACAGCAGACCCAAAAGGGACAAUCGCAAGGGUCUCUUCUGUUCAGUGGAAAAGUGCAGGGCCUGUGGCAAGACAUCCAGAAAGCCUUUUCCAAAAAGCCAAGGUCCCUCCCCUAUCUGAGAGAGCUACACCCAUGCACCUAAGCAACCCUAACCCUGCUGACUCCAAAGCUUUAAAAGUGGCUUUGAUGGAUGGGAAGAUCGUUCCCCUAGAAAGCAAAAUGUCUUCCCUGCUCAGGGACGGGGGAUUCCAAGAAAUGAGUGCUCAAGGAGCUGUAGAAAAGGCCUUCGAGGGGGACGUUUCCUUGGCCAGAUCCAGUAUAGUAGCCCACAACUCUGGAAGCCCUCACAAUGCCCCGAUGCUUUCCCAAAACAAGUCGUUGAUCCAGAAGGCUAUCGUGUCAGUAAAAGAUACAGAGCCUCACAAAAUGCCUUCUCGUAGUUAUGGCAGAACUCUUCCAGACAGGAACGGAGGCCUUCCUGUGCCCCCUCAGCUGCCAGCUGAUGUCAUGGGCCUGAGAAAAGAGCUCACAGACUCCCUGAGAAAAAUAGACUUGGUCCCACUGGCUAGAGACAAUGUGAGGGCUUCGUCACCUCACCGGGACGGGCUUCUCUUUGGUGUGGUGGCACCAGCAGAUUCGGGGAAUAGUAAGAGGGCGAUGAAGAGAAAGGACUCCCAGAACCCGGAGACAGAGACUGCCCUGGAUCGUCCUGUGACCGUGGUUUCGGUACUUGAGCUUUGGAGCAAGCAGAAUCCCUUCUCACAAAAGAGCAUGAUGGCCCCAACAGAGGAGACAUUCACAAAUGGGCCAGACCUCAGAGGAGUGAGAAUGACAGGUGACACCAGGAAUCUGUGGCCUACUCCCUCCGUCCCCGGCUCAGGGACACAUGCCCCCAGACAAAGACCACAGCUUCAAGAAGCCACAGAAAGGAAGGAAGGGCCCGCCUCAGAGAAUACGACGGCCUCCCUCCCUCCCUACUCGGGGGCCAACAGAGAGAAACUCCUGAAGUCCCUUUUCUUGUCAAACAUGAAGACUAGCACAUUGGAAAGAGGAGUUGAGAAGGCUACGCACGAGCUAGUCUUGCCAAACUCCCAGCUUUUGACCAGUACAGUGAGUGGUCCAACCAGUGACGCAGGGCUCCAGAAGAUGCAUUCAUUUGCCAGGGAAGGGAUGCUACUUCAAAAGAGUGUGCAAGAAAUGAGCCCAGAGAGUCAUACUUUGGACAGUCAUGGUGAGCACAGAAUGGACAGAGACCUAGGUCCAAGCCAGUGGAGCCAUUCCCAGACAGAGAUGGAAAGAGGAAGUGAGCUUGAAGACAAGACCAUGGCAAGCCAAUGGUCAAAAAGAAGGCAAUUUCUACUCCAAGGUAGCACCCUCCAGAUACAGAAAGAUGUCACUUCCCACGCUCCCUUGACAUACUGGCCUGCAAGUAACCAGGGGACCUCGGGGCCUGAUGACUCCACAUUGCCUACUCAAAAGGCCCAGGGAGUCCCAUUCCCGAGCCCUGCCCAACUCAUUCAGCCCUCUUCCUAUACAGACUCUACUCCAUUACACAUUAACCACCUCAAGGAAAGAAGCUGGGCAACUGAGGAAGGCUAUCGGGCUAUGCCCGCAGUCGGAGGGCGUGCCAGUCCUUUCGACACCUUUGACUUAGAGCUUUCAGAAGGCCAAGAGGUGGGUAGUGCCCAGGGAGAGGCGACCUCUCUCAAAAAAUAUCCUGGAAAUUUGGUGCCUGGAGAAACCCUGACCAACUUGGACAUGGGGCCCGGGACGCAAGUGACUCCACGUUCAAGUGUCACUGAGCACCUGCCUCACUUAGCAGAGGCUCUCUCUCUUAGAGCACAGGCAGCUACUAAAUCUGGCCAAGGGAUGAGGUCCGAGGAAGUGGCCUUAAGAGAAGGGAAAGCCAAAGCCUGGGCAAGGCCUUUCCCAAGAGAAAACUAUCCUUUUUUCUGGGCUAGUCACACUGCCAAGCAGAUGUUUAUAGAAGAUCAUCAGUCAGACAAGCAAGCUUUUCUCCUGACAGAGACCAUUCCCGACCCGAGCCUUGCCAAGAGAGGAGAGGAACAAACAGAGAGCACAAGUCCGAAACGAGCUGAGCUCCCCUCUACCUUGGGCAGCAGUUCUUUUGGGAGCCCUCAACAACCGUUUGCCUCAACUUCAGUCCAGCCAGAGACAGAAAAAGCCAACUAUGAUGACAGCAGCCUGGAAAUUCAAGUGGAAGAUUUUGACAUCUAUGAAGAUGGUGAGAGCCAAGGACCUCGCAGUUUCCAGAAGCGCACUCGCCACUACUUCAUUGCUGCCCAGGAAAAAAUCUGGGACUAUGGGCUCAACCAAUCUCCCCACUUCCUAGGAGGCCGGGUCCAGAAUACCAGUGCCUGGGAAUAUAAGAAAGUGGUUUUCCAGGAGUUUGCAGAUGGUUCCUUUACAGAGCCUCUGGUUCAUGGGGAGCUGACUGAACACCUGGGACUCCUGGGGCCUUAUAUCAGAGCAGAAGUUGAAGACUAUAUUGUGGUCACUUUUAAGAACCAGGCUUCUCGGCCAUACUCCUUCUAUUCCAGCCUCAUUUCCUAUGAGGAACAUCAGGGGCCUGAAAGUGCCCUCAGAAAGAAAGAAGUGAGACCUAAGGAGACCGCAACAUAUUCUUGGAAGGUAGAGCCCCACAUGGCCCCUACUGACAAGGAGUUUGACUGUAAGGCCUGGGCUUAUUUCUCUGAUGUCGAUAUGGAAAAAGAUCUGCACUCAGGGUUGAUUGGGCCAAUAUUGAUCUGUCACCCCAACAAGCUGAACCCAUCUUAUGGCCGACAGUUGACUGUCCAGGAAUUCACUCUGUUCUUCACCAUCUUUGAUGAGACCAAGAGCUGGUAUUUUGAUGAGAACAUGGAGAGGAAUUGCAAGCCUCCAUGCAAGGUCCAGGUGGAUGACCCUGGUUUUCAAAGGAACAACCGCUUUCAUGCAAUCAAUGGUUAUAUGAAGGAUACCUUGCCUGGAUUGGUGAUGGCUCAGCACCAAAGGGUCCGAUGGUAUCUGCUUAGCAUGGGUAGCAAUGAAAAUAUCCACUCCAUUCACUUCAGUGGCCAAGUGUUCACUGUGCGGACAAGGAAGGAAUACAAAAUGGCGGUCUACAAUCUCUAUCCCGGUGUUUUUGAGACGGUCGAAAUGCAGCCAUCUCAAGUGGGACUGUGGCGGGUUGAGUGCAUGAUCGGCAAGCACCAGCAGGCUGGGAUGAGCGCCAUCUUACUGGUGUAUGACAAGCAAUGUCAGAAUGCUUUGGGGAUGGCAUCGGGACAGAUCGCUGAUCCUCAGAUCACAGCUUCUGGACAAUAUGGCCAGUGGGCCCCAAAGCUGGCCAGACUUAACUCUGCUGGGUCGAUCAAUGCCUGGAGCACCCAGGAUGCCAAUCCUUGGAUCAAGGUCGAUCUGUUGGAGCCAAUGAUUGUCCAUGGUAUCAAGACCCAAGGGGCUCGACAGAAAUUCUCUAGCCUCUACAUCUCUCAGUUCACCGUCAGGCACAGCCUCGAUGGACAGACAUGGAAGAAUUACCGAGGAAACUCUACUGGGGCCUUGAUGGUCUUCUUUGGGAACGUGGACGCGUCGGGAAUCAAAGCCAAUGUCUUCGACCCCCCCAUCGUGGCCCGCUACAUCUGCCUGCAGCCCUCCCACUUCAGCGGGCGCAGCACUCUGAGGAUGGAGCUGCUCGGCUGUGACCUGGCCAGCUGCAGCCUCCCCCUGGGCAUGGAGGAUGGCGGCAUCUCGGACGCCCAGGUCACGGCUUCGUCCCACAAGGCCGGCGCCUUUGCCAACUGGGCCCCUUCCCAAGCCCGCCUCCGCCUCGAGGGCCGGACCAACGCCUGGAGGCCCCAGGAGAACGGGCGGAAGGAGUGGCUGCAGGUGGACUUCGGGAAGCUGAAGAAGGUCACCGGCGUGACCACGCAGGGCACGCGCUCUAUCCUCACCAGCAUGUACGUCAGGGAGUUCGCGCUGUCCAGUAGCCGCGAUGGCCGACACUGGACCUUCUUCCGCCAGGGGGACGGCGUGAAGAUCUUCAAGGGAAAUCGAGAUCACUCCAGCCCGGUGGUGAACCCCGUGGAGCCGCCCCUGUUUGCCAGAUUCCUGAGGAUCCACCCCUGGAGCUGGGCUAACCACAUUGCCCUGAGGGUGGAAGUUCUGGGCUGUGACACUCAGCAGGUGGCCUGAAAGCUUGGCCUGCCCACCCUUACUGCCACUUCCUCUUCCUACACCCUGCCUGGGAGGCCCCUGCUCUUAGGGGCAUCAGGAGGUCAGGGAGACUUUGGCUGGGCCUGCCUGCCCUGAAGCCCUGCCACAUGCCUCACUGGAAUCCCCCCCCAGAAGUAGCGGCACACCCUCUCCAACAGAGAUUGUGGUCAAGGAGGGAGGGCAGCCCACCCCGCUCCCAACCAAAGUGGGCCCUGCUGGUCUGGGGGUGGGGGUGGGGGUGGAGGCCAUUAUCUGGGAUGAUUUCUCACAGCCCAUUAAACCCUACUGUUUCUGCAAA